This is a messenger RNA of Hibiscus syriacus, 844 nucleotides long. Its product is annotated as fasciclin-like arabinogalactan protein 12. Lineage: Eukaryota; Viridiplantae; Streptophyta; Magnoliopsida; Malvales; Malvaceae. Bases 125 to 844 code for a protein of 239 amino acids. The transcript has a single exon. The record is from RefSeq and is a predicted model, not a curated record.
UCACCAAUCAAACUUCAAAUUUUAUCUUCUUUUCCUUUCUUUCCAAGCAAUCUGUGGUUUCCCUUCACCUUAUAAUCCCUUCAAUUUCCCAUUGUUUCCAUUGCUAAAUCAAAAAUUUCCUACAAUGGCGAUAACAAAGCAAAACCUAGGCCUCAUCUUCAGUCUCUCAUUUCUCUUCUUUUUCCUUCUCCAUUGCUCAGCAACUUCAGCUCAAGCUCCAGCUCCGGCACCAAUGCCACCUGGUCCGCCGGACGUCACCAAAAUCCUUGGAAAAGCAGGCCAAUACAGCAUCUUCAUAAAACUACUAAAAUCCACCCGAGUCUCCUAUCGUCUCCUCGGUGAGCUCAACAACACGGGAAACGGGAAGACGAUUUUCGCACCGACGGAUAAGGCUUUCUCGAGCCUGAAAUCCAGUGCGCUGCAUUCAGUCAACGAUGAACAAAGGGUUGAACUUGUGCUAUACCAUGUCGUCCCAACUUACGUCCCAUUAUCCCAGUUCCUUAUUGUUAGCAACCCUAUGAGAACUGAAGCCGGAGAGAGUGGGAACGGUGAGUUCCCUCUAAACGUAACCACUGUAGGGAAAACGGUGACUCUGAUGACGGGGCAGACGAAAACCGAUGUCGCCGGAACCAUUUACGCCGAUGGUAAGCUUGCUAUUUAUCGGGUGGAUCAAGUGCUUCAACCUUUGAAAAUCUUCGCUCGUAACUCUUCAGCUCCUGCACCUGCACCGGGGAAGUCUCUGGUGGGUGGUGAUGUUGGUGAGAAGUCUGAAGCUUUGAGCAUUGGCAUUCAUAAUCUAGCUUUGUUUGCACUUAGUGUUACAACUUUCGCGCUUUCUUUGUGA